This is a messenger RNA of Hyaloscypha bicolor E, 2549 nucleotides long. RefSeq names its product HET-domain-containing protein. The transcript has 2 exons. Bases 125 to 2365 code for a protein of 746 amino acids. The record is from RefSeq and is a predicted model, not a curated record. Lineage: Eukaryota; Fungi; Ascomycota; Leotiomycetes; Helotiales; Hyaloscyphaceae.
GUGCUUCACAACACAGCGAUGAAUAUUCUAAAUACUGCCACUUCUCAAUGUCUAUUCAUCGCCGUGAGAAAAGUACCGCGCCGCUCCACCACAAGAUUUCACCUCUAUCGUGGCUGUCUCCAGCAUGGCUGAGAUAAAUGCCCCCAGCGAGCAACGGCUCAACCUCUGCAACGGCUGCAAAGAGGUGGACGCAGCACUUGACCUGUACUACGAGCACCACAGAAAUGGAGCCAUCGAUGACUGGCAAAAACUGAAAUACACCCUCGGCACCCUGGACGAACUCUCACACACCUGCGCUUGCUGCCUGGACAUCGCGGCCUCCCUCCCAGCAUUCAACGACCCAUACAGCCCCGUUAACAAGUUUCGACUGGUGAUCGACGAUACAGACAUCAUGCUCAAGUACAAGGUACCCCGGAACAUGAGGGGGGGCUUGGAGACAGAUUAUCUCUUCCUUCUACCGACUGAGCCAAAAUCGGAAACGCUCGAGCAUGCGACACCUUUCGACCCGGCCUACUUCGAUCUCAAGCUGGUUCAACGAUGGGUUGAAAGGUGUGAGACUUUGCAUGGGGAGGCGUGUUGCCCAGCCAAGAAAGUCCCGCUCCCAGGCCUGGACUCGAUCCUGCUCAUCGACGUCGUCGACUGGUGUGUUGUCUCCGCGCCUCCGGAGGCCAGGUAUGUUGCUCUCAGCUAUUGUUGGGGUCAAACCGCAGCCGCCCGAGCCCUCAAGCACAACAUAUCAGUCCUCAAGACUCCGGGUGCUAUAUCUCCUAGCACGACCUCGUUCAAGAUCCCCCGGACGAUUGCAGACGCGAUGACUUUUACGAUUGAAAUCGGGGAGAGAUAUCUCUGGGUCGACUCGCUCUGCAUCAUCCAAGAUGACUACAACACAAAGCAGCUGCACCUCGACAGCAUGGCCUUUAUCUACGCCAAUAGCUAUUUCACUCUAGUCGCCGCCGAAGGACCGAAUGCUGACCACGGCCUACGCGGCGUUGGAGCGAGCAAGCGCGAUCUGCCCAUCCACAAAAUCCGUCUCCCGUCUGGAUCUCUCGUAUUGAAUAAGCCAAGAGCUGGCUUUAGGCUAGACUCAAUCUGGAAUUCCCGAGGCUGGACCCUGCAAGAAUCUCUCUUCUCGAGACGGUUAAUUCUCUUUGAUGGGUUCGUCUCGUGGGUAUGCUGCGAGGGAGAAUGGUCCGAGGACACCGACCGGGAGCUCGAUUUGCAGGGAAGCAGUAGCUUCCUUCUCACAGACCGUGUCGGCCUGUAUGGCCGACUCCCCCUCUGGCCCGAUCUGCAAGUUUGGGGUAGUUUGGUCUCGCAGUUCAACAAGCGCGACUUGACGUUCGAUAAGGACGUCAUCGAUGCCUUUGCUGGAAUAGAAACCGCUGGAAGACCUUCCUUUCCUGGCGGAUUCCUGCUCGGCAUGCCGCAGUUCUUCUUUGACAUUGCAAUGUUGUGGCAGCCGGAGAGAAGGCUGAUCAGACGGAUCAACGGCAGGUCCAACCAUCUCCCCAGUUGGUCGUGGGUAGGCUGGAAAGGAGAGAUCGAAACUCAGUUAUGGGGUGCUAGUAGUGCCUUGCCAUACAACGAACGCUACCCUUUACCGGAGAUCACAAUCGAGCCUCUAGUUCAGUGGAAGGCUCUGAAAUCACCAGACUACCCAGAGCACCACGCUAUUCCAAACUCGUAUGCAGUCCACCGCUCAAAAGCUGCGCCUUAUGCUGGAUGGACAGAACAUCAGAAUAAUCGCGCCACUCAUUACACGCACGACAAAGUUCCCGACCAAUACUUCAGAUACCCAGUGCCCCUUCUCGAGGACUCGCAUACACCUUCUCCAGCCAAGGAUCUGUGCUUCCUCUCAUUAACAGCCAUGCGAUCCUGCUUCAAGAUCGGCGGCAUACUAGAAGACAGAUUCGCAGAGCAGGAACGCUUUGGCCGAGACCCUUUUGCCUUCAACGUGAGCAUUUUGGAUGCCGCAAACAGAGCAGUUGGUGCCCUGAGACUCAACCUUGAAUACGUGAAUGAAGCCCCAAUCGGAGAGGAAUGCGAGCUCAUCACAAUAUCGGCAGGUACGGCAAGGAUCGGAGAAGGGCAACAUAGCUAUCUAUGGAAGAGGGACGAGUGGGCGUUGAAGCAGUGGCAUGACUCCGUAUCUCGGGGGGAAGGCACGCCCGUAUUAGUAGAAGGAAGUGAGGAAGAGGAAAGCGGUGGGGACGAGUGGGAAGACGUCGAAGAGGACGAAACAUACAAUUUCUUCAACGUCCUCUGGAUUGAGCGCUCCGGAGGCACUUGCUAUCGCAAGGCUCUGGGAAGAAUGAUCCAAGGGGCCUGGGUGUGCAGUGAACUUACCGAUAUUGUGCUUGGGUGACUACUAUAUAGAGUGGUUAUAGGGCAGUUGACAGCGAGGGGGCCAAGUUAGAUCCUCUUUCGAGAACUGGGAGGUUAGCCAAUCCUGACCUAUCCUGCUCUAUCCUGCACUUGAGAUUUGUAUACUCUAGAGCUCAUUCAUUAUCCGGUUUGAUAAAGACACAGCCAUGCGCGCACGACGUGCU